AUGAACACGGGGUCUAAGCAGUGACAGCAGAAUAAAACCAGAACUUGAUAUGAACGCCUGCUAUGUGUUGUUGGUCGUGACAGUAGUUCUGAACCUGACUCAGGGUCUAUCCCUCGCAAAACGUAAUGCAAUCAUCGAGAAUACCUCCGAGGAGGGUGGAAUGAGAGCAAGCGAAGAACUGCAAACUCCUCUAAGAGGUUUGAGCGAAGAGAUGCAGAUGCCUUCUCGCGGAGGCGGACUUAGCGAAGAGCUGCAGAUGCCUUCUCAUGGAAGAGGUCUUAGCGAAGAGAUGCAGAUGCCUUCUCGUGGAGGAGGUCUUAGCGAAGAGAUGCAGAUGCCUUCUCGUGGAGGAGGUCUUAGCGAAGAGAUGCAGAUGCCUUCUCGUGGAGGAGGACUCAGUGAAGACAUGCAGAUGCCUUCUCGAGGAGGAGGACUCAGUGAAGAAAUGCAAACUCCUCUACGAGGAAAAAACACCGAAGAAAACUUUGUACCUCUCAGAAGAAUGAGCGAAGAAGUUGAUAUGGACGAUAUAGCACUCCGUGAAAUGGAAGCACCAUGGGAGACAUAUGACGUCGUUCCCUUCAAGAGCCAAGCAUCUGCUAAGAAAAGGCCAGCAAGAGGAUAGACUACACUCGAGGAAGAAUUUCACUACUUUUUAACAUCGUACGCAGGAUGUACGAUUAGCACUGUAAUAUCGCUAGACGCCGACGAUUUAGUUUUACUGCUCUAUCUCAGUUGCAAUGUGGACUUUUAAAUAUUAUAUUGUAUAGUAAUUGAAACAUCAUUCUUUUAUUUUCAAUCGCAUUUCGUA
Messenger RNA from Bolinopsis microptera, 811 nucleotides. RefSeq lists its product as uncharacterized. Lineage: Eukaryota; Metazoa; Ctenophora; Tentaculata; Lobata; Bolinopsidae. The transcript has 5 exons. The coding region runs from base 50 to 625 and encodes 191 amino acids. The record is from RefSeq and is a predicted model, not a curated record.